AUGCUGAAUGUGUACGACAUCACAGACUGGGUCUCGGCUCAUCCAGGCGGCGAUGUUAUCCUGCGUGCUGCCGGAGGUUCAAUCGACGGCUACUGGGACAUAUUCUCCAUUCACAAGAACCAAUACGUAUACGAUAUUCUGGACACCUAUCUUAUAGGCUACGUUGAUAAAGUCGACCUCUCCUUGGACGGCUCCCGGCUAGCUGUGGCACACGAUAUCGAGGACCCUUUCUCAGAUGAUCCAGUCCGCCACCCCGAUCUUAUAACACGUACCCGGAAGCCACGGAAUGCCGAGUCCCCCGCCUGCUCCAUCGAGGACAACUUCUUGACCCCCAACGACCUGUUCUACGUUCGAAACCACAUGUGGGUGCCCACCGUCGACCAAGAUCCAGACGACCACCGUCUUACCAUUGAGCUGGCUGAUGGGUCCACAAAGUCUUACACGCUGCGUGAGCUCAAAGCCCGCUUCCCCAAACGUACCGUCACGGCCACCCUCCAGUGCUCGGGAAACCGUCGUGCCCACAUGAGUGAGGGUUCGGGACGCAAGGCCAACGGUCUACCCUGGGACGUGGGUGCCAUAUCCAACGCCGUGUGGGAGGGCGUCAUGUUAGCCGACAUCUUGGCCGAUGCUGGCUUUGACCCCAGGAGUUCGCAAAAAGAUAAGGAUGUCAAGCAUGUCCACUUUGUGGGAAUGGAAACCUAUGGUUCAAGCAUACCUAUUCGGAAAGCCAUGGACCCUUAUGGUGAUGUCCUCCUGGCCUGGGGUAUGAAUGGCGAGCCCUUGCCCCGUGAUCAUGGAUUUCCUCUGAGAUCCAUUGUCCCCGGAAACGUGGCAGCUCGAUCAGUCAAGUGGCUCCAGCGCAUAGCUCUCAGUGACGACGAAAGUCCUGCCCAGUGGCAGCGUCGAGACUAUAAGUGCUUUGGGCCCAAUCAAACAGCCGUCGACUGGGAUUCAGCCCCCGCCAUCCAGGAGAUGCCAGUCCAAAGUGCCAUCACAGGCGUGCGUCUAGGACAUAUGAGGAGCAAUGGCAAGGAUGACAACGGAAAUGCUGUCAAAGGUCAUCCAAUCUCCAUGAGCGGUUAUGCUUUCUCGGGCGGAGGUCACGGUAUUGUGCGAGUUGACGUUUCCCUCGAUAACGGCCACACAUGGUUCCAGGCCCGUCUCCUGGAUGACGGCAGUGAUGAUGGCGACGACGGGCACAGUAACGUUGUAACGAACCAACCCGGACAGUCAUGGUCGUGGAAGCGUUGGCGAUUUGACGGGACCGUGCCUCAAGUGACAUUCCACGAUUCCCAGGAUGGCCGGAAGUGCACGCACCUUGUCGUCAAGGCCAUCGACGACGCAUACAAUACCCAACCCGAGAGCUAUGCUGCUACCUGGAACAUCCGGGGCAACCUCACCUCUGCAUGGCACCGUCUCCUUGUUUGUACCGACUGCAGCAGCAAGUCCUGA
Geosmithia morbida is the source of this 1452-nucleotide messenger RNA. RefSeq names its product sulfite oxidase. The transcript has 2 exons. The record is from RefSeq and is a predicted model, not a curated record. Gene Ontology annotation, cellular component: mitochondrion. Gene Ontology annotation, molecular function: oxidoreductase activity; molybdenum ion binding. Lineage: Eukaryota; Fungi; Ascomycota; Sordariomycetes; Hypocreales; Bionectriaceae. The coding region runs from base 1 to 1452 and encodes 483 amino acids.